AUGCUUUCAGCAGGCAACUUUGCCGGCCAAAAGCGUGCUGCUGUGGCUGACAUCCACGUGCCGUUGCUGUGCGAUAUCACGCCGAAGGGUGAGCUCGUCGAGUUGGGCGUCGAUCCUGCGCAGCGCGAGAAAUGCUCACAGGGGGUCCAGGCAGACCUGGCCCAAGGCGAAUCUCUCCGUCGACAGGAACCACAGGAAAGAACUGACCAGAAAAAGUCAGCAAAGACCAAACCUCCUUUGGCUUCUGCUGCUGUUUGCCGCCUCGCUCUGGGUUUGCUAGGCCUGGCACCCCACGAGAAGCCCAACACAUGGGCAGAGGUAUGGCUCAGCUUUCAGGACACAACUUGCAAGAAGCUUGGGUUAAGCUCGGGUUUCUGCAGCCCCGAUAUGGCCAGCAAAGCUGACAACGAAGCCUGGCAGCGUCAGGUGUUGUCACACCUGCGUCAGCUCCUGGGUCAAGCGGAAAGCGAGCCAGCCGCGCCAACGGCGCCUUACGCAACCUGGCCAAAUCUUCGCGUCAUCCCACGACGCGAACUCGGCCAGAGCCCGUCAGCCCGUGGAGCCGAGGUAUGUGAUCGGAAGCUGAUUCAGAGCAACAUCCAUGAGCAUCUGGACUUGGCGGAGUUUGCCCUCAAGCGAAUCACCUGCGCCGUGAAAGCUUUGCAAGACCCGGAGCGGCUGAAUCGGCCCAUGUUGCUGCAAGAGUACACUGAAGAGAUGGCGGAAGAUGUCUGCCAAGAUCUUAGACAAUGGCUUGAACAGCUCUCUGUGCUCUUGUCGCUGUACCACGUCUUCCUCCUGGAGGCCGAGCGCGAGCGCAGACGCCUCUCUGCGAAAAUUGGCUCAAUGGAGUCAAAGUGGUCUGCGGCGGAGGUCGCAAAGAAACAUGCCGAAAGGUGCGAAAAGGCGAUGGAAGAGCGAUGGAACGAGCAGAAGAUGCGACGCAGAGCAGAGGCUGUCCUCGGCAUCAGCCUCGAUGAGCAGGAUGACAAGAUCUACAGCCAAAAGGAAGUAGAUGCCAUGUUCAAGGACUGGGAGGAAAAGUACCUGAAGCCGCUUCAGGAUGAGCUCGAAGAGUUGCGCGAAUCCAAUGACAAGAUCCUCGCACAUUGGGAAAUUGCUUGA
Molecule: messenger RNA, 1125 nt
Organism: Symbiodinium sp. CCMP2592
Lineage: Eukaryota; Dinophyceae; Suessiales; Symbiodiniaceae
Source: the annotation of a GenBank genome assembly